Molecule: messenger RNA, 2119 nt
Organism: Prorocentrum cordatum
Lineage: Eukaryota; Dinophyceae; Prorocentrales; Prorocentraceae
Source: the annotation of a GenBank genome assembly
AGCCAUUUGGCGGGGGCCCGACGGGCCAGACCCCCCCGCGCGCGGCGGGGCGCGGAGGGGGGGUGCGCUCCUUGGAUGCCCGCCGCGGCGUCGCCAAGGUGAGAGCUGUACUCGGCGGGCGGCGAUGGCGGGCACAGCGGGCCGGAAGCUGUUCGUGGGCUCGCUACCUUCGGACAUCUCGGACCCAGCGCUGCGGGCAGAAUUCGGCAGGUAUGGUCAGAUAGAGGACAUCUUCGUGAAGCCUGAUUGCCCGCCGGGCAAGCAGUGGGCCUUCAUCACGUUCGCUACGCCAGAUCAGGCCCAGCAGGCCAAGGAGGCGACGGACCGCACACUGCACUUCCAGGGCGCCGAGCGGCCGUGCGACGUGAUGGUGGCGAAGAACCAGGGCAUGUACGGGCAGGAGCCGAUCGGCAAGGGCGGCUACCAGGCUCCCAGCUACGACCCCGGCUACUCCCAGUCCUGGGGCGGCAAGGGCGGCUACGGCACGCCGUCGCACGAGCAGCCUGGCCAGAAGAAGAUUUUCGUCGGCUCGCUGCCGGAGGCGAUCACGGAGACCGAGCUGAGAGCGGAGUUCUCCAGAUACGGGCAGAUCGAUGACCUCUUCAUCAACACCAAGCCCGUGGAGCCUGGCAGGCAGUGGGCGUUUAUCACUUUCAACACCCCCGAGCAGGCGGGGAACGCAAAGGUCAGCGCCGACCGCGUGCUGACCUUCCCGGGGGCCGACAAGGCGUGCGAGGUGACGCUGGCGCGACACCAGGGCAUGUACGGCAAGGGGGAUCACGGAGGCUCAGAUCACGGCGGUCAUCACGGUAGUCAUCACGCGCCCGCCCUGGCUGCCCCCUCUCCCCAGGAGGGUCCCAGGAAGAUCUUCGUGGGCUCCCUGCCGCAGAGCAUCACGGACGCGACGUUAGGGUCGGAGUUCUCGAAGUACGGCCAGGUUGUCGAUGUCUUCAUCAACAGCAAGCCCUGCGAGCCGGGCCGCAACUGGGCUUUCGUCACCUUCGCCGCAGGCGAGCAGGCACAGCAGGCGAAGGACGCCACGGACCGGAUCCUCACGUUCCCAGGCGCAGACAAGGCCUGCGAGGUGAUGCUGGCGAAGAACCAGGGCAAGUUCGGGCAGGACCCGGGCGGCGGCGGCGGAGGCGGCGGGCCGCCCUCGGGCAAGGGCAUGUACGUGCCCCCGCCGGGCGGCUACGGCGGGGGCGGGGGCGGAGGGCACCAGCCCCCGCCCCCGCCCACGCCGCCGCCGCCGAGCCUGACGCCGUGGAGGAUGUACAAGACAGCCGCGGGGCUGCCGUACUACCACAACAACAGCACCGGCGUGACGACGUGGGAGUGCCCGCCGGACCUCCAGGUGCCGGAGCCCGGGAGCCGGCACGCGGGGCCCCACGUGGUGGCGCCCACGAAGGGCAAGGGCUACUACUCGCCGUACUGAGGGGGGGGGGGGGCGGGCGCGCCCCGCGGGCGGCCCCGGGCCGGGGCCCCCUUUGCUGGUGCAUUUGGGAAAUGUUUAUGUCCGGCCGGCAGGGGCCAGCCAUGGAGCUCUCACGCGCUGCCCCCUUCGGGGGUUGGACGGGCCUCCUAUGCCCCGACGCGUCGAUGAGAGCGGAUGGGCCGUGUUCGCUUCGCGAGAGGGCGUCGUGGCCGUCAUGUUUGCUGCGGGUCCAGGCCCGUCGGUUUCGUCUUAUUUUAUAUCAUCGGGCCUCCAAACUCGCGCGUGAACUUCCCGCGCAAGGCGGCGCGGAGGUGCCGCUGCUCCGCGCGCGGCGUGCCGGUCUGGCGGCCCGCGCAGGCCCAUGCCAAGAACGUGUGUGUGCGGCCGGAGGGGAGCUCGAAAGGCGAGGAUAUCACGCCACGGCAGGGGCCAAGGCUUGCCAGGUGCCGGUGCCGCCGUGCCCGACUCGUGCGCGCCGGCGGCCGGUUCAGGCGGGCGCGCCGCGCCGCGCCGACGGAGGCUUCUCGGAGGGGGCCACCUCCUGCCGCGGCGGCCCGCGGCGCGCGGGCGGGCGGUGCCCGCGGCGGCGGCAGGAGCAAUAGACGUGUCGGUAUGCUUUGCGCGCUCGCAAGGGAGCCGCGGCGGGGGCCUGCACGGGACCGCCGGCUCGGAGACCGAUCUUGG